This is a messenger RNA of Salvelinus sp. IW2-2015, 570 nucleotides long. Its product is annotated as netrin receptor DCC-like. Gene Ontology annotation, cellular component: membrane. NCBI's taxonomy places the organism in Eukaryota, Metazoa, Chordata, Actinopteri, Salmoniformes, Salmonidae. The record is from RefSeq and is a predicted model, not a curated record.
AUGAAGAAGCGUGCCACUCACAGUACAGGGAAGCGAAAAGGUAGUCAGAAGGACCUGAGACCUCCAGACCUGUGGAUCCAUCAUGAGGAGAUGGAACUGAAGAACAUUGAGAAGCCUGCCAGUGCCGCCCCCUCUGGAUGUGAUUCGCCCAUCCAGGGUUCCAUCCAGGAAAUCCGGUCUCAGUCUGUCAGUCACAGCCAAUCAGAGAGUCAGAUGGGAAGCAAGAGCAGCCACUCAGGUGUGGACAAUGACGAGGCUUCCAGCUGCAUCUCUACGUUAGAGCGCUCCCUAGCUGCCCGGAGGGCAACACGUACCAAGCUAAUGAUCCCCAUGGACUCUCAGCCCAGCAACACCCCUGUUGUCAGUGCCAUCCCAGUGCCAAUUCUGGAGAGCAGUCAGUACCCUGGCAUCCUGCCCUCGCCUACCUGCGGGUACAACCAUGGUACUCUGACAACCCACCCCAAGUUCACCCUGAGACCCAUGCCCUUCCCCAGCCUCACCGUGGACCGAUGCUAUGCAGCAGCAGUGUAUUUUGACGAGGCCCAGAUGAAGUGUCGAGGCCCAGAUUAA